AUGUCAACGGAUGAUCACUUACCAGGUCAAAUAGUAGAUGAAACGCCGAUGGCUGGAGAAGUGCUAGCGAACAUCACCGUUGACAAGCUGGAGGACAGCGUGAAGAACUGGCUGAAGGAUCAAAACACUCAGACCCUCAACGGGGCCUUGGCCUUCGUGCCGUUCAUCCUGCAACAGGCCUAUUUCGAGGGCAACCUGGAUGAAAAGCAAAUCGUCAUCCACAAAGGAGCAGGAGGUGUGGUAUUCUCUGAUGCCAGCGGUUUUACCGCUCUUACAGAGAAGCUGGCGAAGAAGAGCAAUGGUGCUGAGCUGCUCUCGCAGUGUCUCACGGCUUUCUUCACGCCACUCAUAGACUUGAUUAAUGCUUAUCGCGGAGACACCAUAAAGUUCAGUGGAGACGCGCUGACCAUCUACUUUCCAUCUGUGGAUGACACAAAGUCGGCAGCAUUCAACGGCAUCGUGCCGCCUCACGGCAGCUUUGGCCUAGAUGACCUUGGCCCCAUGGCCACAUCGGUGUUGCGUGCGUCAGCAUGCUGUAUCGAAAUCCACAAGCGGCUACACAUGUUCGAGACAGGGGUGGAUGAUGUUCGCCUUUGUCUACACAUUGGCGUCGGCUGUGGAGAAAUUAGCAUCCUGCAGGUGGGUGGCGUCGUGCCUCCUGAGACUCAUAUCCCAAGGAUUGAGUACCUGAUCUCCGGCGCGCCGCUGGAGCAAAUCUCCAUUGCAGAGCCCCUGGCGAAGAACGGUGAGACAUGCCUCAGUCCGCAGGCGUGGGAGCUGGUCAAAGAGUGCGUCAUCGAAGGAAGGCCCUUGGAGGAUCGUAUGGAUUUUCACUUGCUCCUCAGAAUGGAUGAAUCCAAGUACACCUUCCCCACCAUCAAGUACGCCACACAGCUCUACGACUCGCGCCUCGAGAAUUGCUUCAAGCUUGAACAGCUCAACAUUACCAGGCGCUAUAUCCCCUCGGCUGUUUUCAAACAGAUCGAGUGCGGAACGCUCCAGUACGUGAAUGAGAUGCGCAACAUCUCCGUGAUUUUCAUCAACGGUUCCGGCCUGGAUGUGAUGUCCAACAACGGGCCCAAACAGGCGCAGGAGCUUAUGUCUUCCGUGCAAAAGAUAUGCUAUGCACAUGAAGGGACACUCAACAAGUUCCUGAUUGACGACAAGGGCAUGCUUUUCCUGCUGGUCUUCGGCCUGCCGCCACUAGUUCAUCCAGAUGAUCCAUCCCGAGCUGUCCUGGCCAGCAUGGAGCUGGUGCAGGUUUUCAAGCGAAUGGACCUCGUGGGUCGAUUUGGCGUUACCACUGGCCGCUCUUACUGCGGGGUUUGUGGCAGUGCCAAGCGCAUGGAGUACACAGUGCUGGGCGACUGUGUCAACCUGUCUGCACGGCUGAUGGCCAAUGCGCCUCCUCUGGGUGUGCUGACGGAUGAGGAGACAAGCAAGCACUCCACAGGUGAGGUUGUCUUCAAGGCCCUUGCGCCCAUCAAGGUCAAAGGAAAGGCCAACCCCAUUUCGAUUUUUCAGCCUAUGCCACGCGAGGCAGCUGGCGUGUGUGGCCUGACCAUAGAUCGGAAAAUCCGAUUCCCGUGGUACGACAAUCUUCUGGAUGGCUCGACCCUCACCUCAAAAGAUGCGGUGGCGACGGCAAAGGCCAAGGUUUCUCACCUUUGCUCCAUCCAGAAGUGGCCGCCCAAUGUGCGAGUGGCGGAGAUGCUGGGUGGCCCGUUCAACAAGGCGGUGCAUGCGCCAGAGCAAGCCGUGGGCUCCACGACGGUGGGCCGGGUGAAGGCGCCUUCCAACAGCCCGUUCGCGGAAGGAGGGCUGGUGGUCAUCGAGGGAGUUACAGGAGUGGGGAAGAUCGAGCUGGCUGAACAUAUUGUGACUCACUGCGCCAUGCAGUUCCAGACCAUGCCUGUUUUCGGCACCAUGGGCCCCAGGCCUGGGGAGUCGACGCGCAUGGCCAUCGAGCUGCUUCGGAGCACGGUUGCAGUGUACCGGACAACCAGCACCAGCAUUGCAUCGGAUGACGUGCAGGCGCUCGAGAAGAUCCUGCCGCCUCAGUAUGCGAGCAGCAUUGACGUGUUGAGGGACUUGCUCAUGGGCAGAGUACUUGCCGACACAGCGGCUGUUCUCGAAGUGGCAUUGAAGGUGAUCAUUUCUUUGCUCGCUGGAUUGCGCAACAAAACAGGAACUCUUGUCAUUCUGCAGUUCGAGCAGGGCACCAGCCUGUUCGAGAAGACUGCAAGAGAAGACCUUGCGAUCUUCUGGAGAUUCACCUCGGAGCUGAGUAUCCUUGUUGCAAAGGAGAAGUCCAUCUCUGGAUUGGUCAUAGUGCGCGAGGCCAACCACGAGCAGCAGUGCGUGAAGGAUGCAAUCGCAUCAGGGACCUUGCUUUCACUCCGUGGUCUUAAUGAAGAGCACAUCCUGGAGUACAUGGCAAAUUACCUGGGCAUUCCAGAAGAAGCCGUUCCGCCACCACUGAGACGUUUCGUAUCACAGGUCACAAUGGGCAAUCCGCUCUACAUCCGAGAGACAUUGGACCAGCUGAUAGAGGAGGGAAGUCUCAAGGUGAAGGCGGGUUCUUCAGCAAUACUCAGCGCAGCCUUGGACAAGAUAGACAUUGCAGCCUGGAACCACACUGCCAUGGUUGGCGGCACUGUCUGUAAUAUCGAGUCCUUGGAUCCCAUUGAGAUGGCGGCGCUGAAGAUGUCCACCUGCUUCGAGGGACCCUUCACCCUCCCGGACCUGGCGGCAAGUACCUGCUCGCAAUGGGGCGGCUCAACUCACUUCGACUUGUUGCGACUCUUCCGAGCAACAAGGAAGCUGGUGAGCAGAGGCUUUAUUGACAAGGUGUCGCCUCCCACCAGAGACUCGCCUCGGCAUAGCCUGGGCAGCGGACAAAACUUUGGGGACUUUGGACACUAG
Effrenium voratum is the source of this 2925-nucleotide messenger RNA. Lineage: Eukaryota; Dinophyceae; Suessiales; Symbiodiniaceae. The record is from the annotation of a GenBank genome assembly.